CAACUCUCUUUGCUGCUCUGCUGAAAGUGUCCGUGAGCACAUCAUUCGACUGUCGUACAUCAACUGACUGGCUACAACAACUGGUUACGAAUUGUGAACAUUAAUUGUGAACAUUAAACAUUUCAACAAUAGGCUAUUUCAACAGAGUCCGAGUGAAAUAGUUGUAUAUAACGACGAUGAGAAGUGUUUGUGGCUCUUCCUCAUAACGUACGUCCAUUAUGUAUAUCACAACACGAACUCUGAACACCGGAAGUAGUCGACUGUUUGGCUGUUAAGGAAGUCGGAGCAUGGUGCUAUGUUUAUAGGUAUCACAAUACUGCUUCCAUUGAUGUCAUGAUAAUUGGGUCAGAAUGACAUUUGAUUAAAGCAAAUAUUUGAACCUAAAUUUGCACAGCAGUGAAUGCCUUUAUGUCCUGUUGAAGGGAGUGGGACGUAAACAGUUUUAGUCCAAGAACAAACCCAGCCCCAGUUGAGGAAGAUUCCCCUCCCAAGAUGUCUGACAUUAUGUUAAACCUGGACUGUUCGGGCAGCAGUGGACCCUGUAAGGACUCAUCGGGAAGGAACACACACAAGGCAUUCAUCAACAGGCGGCGACUCUUGGAGAAAAGGGGUUACCUCAACAAAAAGCAGAACCAGCACAAUCACAGACAGGGGAAUACACAUCAGGGCCCACCUCACUGGCACAAUGGGGCCAAUCGGCCGUCUCAACCCAAUGCUGCACACAACAAAAGCAUUGCUCACACGCAGAAUACUCACAGUAAAAGUUCAUAUCACAUACCCAGGUCAGAUCAUGCUAGAAGCGUUGCUUCCAAGCCUGCAUCAUCCACAAGCAGCUCAACAUCGUUGACCAUAACUGUGGAGAAUUCCACCAAUCCUGAGCAAUCCACUUCGACUAUCACCCCGGGGCACCAACCCCCACCCACCAGGACUGUUGCUCGCUAUGCCUCUGUCCCAAGUAGGUCGGCCCCCCUUUGUAACCCCCUGAAGUACCUUGCCUUGGACUGUGAGAUGGUCGGCACGGGCCCCAAGGGUCGCAACAGUGAGCUGGCACGAUGCAGUAUUGUCUCCUAUGACGGAGACGUGGUGUAUGACAGGUACAUCAAGCCCACCAACGCAGUCACUGACUACCGGACUCGUUGGAGUGGCAUCUCCUGGCAUCAAUUGGUCAAAGCCAUGCCAUUUCAACAUGCCAGGAAGGAGAUACUGAAGAUCCUUGCAGGAAAGGUGGUGAUAGGGCAUGCUGUCCACAAUGACUUCAAGUCCCUGAGUUACAGUCACCCUGCUGUCUUAACGCGGGACACAUCCCGCAUUCCUCUCCUCAACCAGAAGGCUGGCUUUCCAGAGAAAGAUGUUGCCUCACUGAAAAGACUCACCAAGGCCCUGUUCAACCGCAACAUCCAGACUGGGAAGAAGGGGCACUCGUCCGUGGAGGACGCCAAAGCCACCAUGGAACUGUACAAAGUUGUGGAGGUGGAGUGGGAGAGGACCUUAGCCUCCAAAUAGAAAAAAAGCCAGUGAAAGACAGUAUGGACUGAACUGGUGAAAGGGUUGAGUGAUGGUAUGGACGUAUCAUGUUUAACAUAAUUUUAACAUUCAGAAAUCACUAUCAGGUCUUCCACUUCUCACCUCAGCCACUUCUGUCUGUUUUUCUAAUUCUGUAAAAAAAAAAAAAAAAAACAGUUGCCUUCAGGGUUGCAGUAGUUUAUUUUAUGCUGGAUGACCUAUGGCACAAGAUGGCAGUCCUCUGCCACAAUGUUGCAGUCUAUUUUCUUGGUUUUUAUUCAUUAAUUCCUAAUACAGUACUGUGAUGUUUUGCUUUGAAUUGUCUAGAGUUAUUUGUUCAGACAUUUCUAUUUUAUAUAUUCAAUUGUUAACAUACAGUAUCUCAGUACCUCAUGUACAUGUUCAUUUUGCCGGGUGAAAGUUAAAUUAAUUUGAAUACAACUGCAGUAUAAUGAACAAAUUGGUUUUAAAUCAUUAUUGUAAUGGCAAACAUGGCAAAAAAAAUAAAAAAUUACAAUUUCAAACUU
Molecule: messenger RNA, 2030 nt
Organism: Oncorhynchus gorbuscha (pink salmon)
Lineage: Eukaryota; Metazoa; Chordata; Actinopteri; Salmoniformes; Salmonidae
Product: interferon-stimulated 20 kDa exonuclease-like 2
Exons: 4
Coding region: 493-1503 (336 amino acids)
Cellular component (GO): nucleus
Molecular function (GO): 3'-5'-RNA exonuclease activity; nucleic acid binding
Source: RefSeq, a predicted model, not a curated record